This is a messenger RNA of Rhinichthys klamathensis goyatoka, 849 nucleotides long. RefSeq names its product SLAM family member 5. Bases 46 to 849 code for a protein of 267 amino acids. Lineage: Eukaryota; Metazoa; Chordata; Actinopteri; Cypriniformes; Leuciscidae. The transcript is spliced from 5 exons. The record is from RefSeq and is a predicted model, not a curated record.
GGACCGGUUUCCCUGACAGCUGAUCGAAAGUAAAAACUACACAAUAUGAGACCGCUUUGGGAAGUAUCGGGUCUUUCCAUCUGUUUAAUACUAUCAAGAUUAUUCAAUGCUGUAACGUCUAUCGUCUAUGUCGAGAAUGGGACGAGUCUGACUUUAAAACCUAAUAUUCAAGGAAAGCCUGAAGACAUUUUGUGGACACUCAAUGGAAACAAGGUGGCUGAACAUGAUCUGACUGAAUUUCUAGAUUAUGGUCAGUUCAAGGAAAGAGCAGAGAUUGAAGUCUCUACUGGACAGCUCAAGGUUCAUCACAUGACCAGCCAUGACAGUGGUCAUUACAGGUCUGUGAUACAGAUCAACGGGAAGCUGCAAAAUUCUGACAAUGAAGUUCAAGUUAUUGAGUCUGUGCCGGAGCCGGUCGUGACCUGUCAUCGGACCAAUAUUUCGAGAGCUCUGUUGUGUUCAGUGUCCUCUCGGUCUCGGGUCUCUUACGCAUGGACCGGCUCAGCACAGCAGUCGGGGCCGGAGCUCCAGCUCAGCGGAGAGGAGGAGCCGGACUCCGUCUACACGUGUACUGUGAGGAAUGAAGUGAGCCAGCGGAGCAGCAGCUUCUCUCUGAAACACUGCCACACAGAUGGACCACAAUCAUAUGAGAAUAUCAUUCUACCUGUUGCAUUGUCCGUCAUCGCUGCUGUUAUUCUGGUGAUCAUAGCUCCUGUCAUUUAUUUCAAACGAAAACAUGAGGAUCGUAUAGUAUAUCUGCAAGGAAGUCAGAUAAACAGAAGUAGAUCAUCAGGGACACAAGAGCUAAGUGAGUCUAAAACAUUGUUUGUUGACCGUCACAGUUAUUGA